This is a messenger RNA of Notodromas monacha, 3120 nucleotides long. The record is from the annotation of a GenBank genome assembly. Lineage: Eukaryota; Metazoa; Arthropoda; Ostracoda; Podocopida; Cyprididae.
AUGGACGUCAUGGACGGAUUGCAAGACGAAGACCAGGAAAUUGAAGCUAUUAAAGCUAAGGUGCAAGAGAUGGAGGAGGAAGCAGAGAAGCUGAAGCAGCUACAGAACGAGGUGGACAAGCAGAUGCGCGGGGAAACUCCCGGCAUGGGCAGUCCAUCUGGCCCCACUUUCCAGACCCUGGAGCAGAAGGUGGAGACGGACUCGCGGUCCGUCUACGUCGGCAACGUGGACUACGGCGCCACGGCGGAAGAACUCGAGCAGCACUUUCACGGCUGUGGCGCCGGCGUCGUCCGCGUCACGAUCCUGUGUGACAAGUUCACGGGCCACCCCAAGGGUUUCGCAUACGUGGAAUUUGCCGACAAGGAAGCUGUGAGCAACGCGCUCGCACUGGACGAGUCGUUGUUUCGAGGACGGCAGAUCAAAGUGUUGCCCAAGCGCACGAAUACACCGGGCAUGUGCAUGACGAAUCGGGGCGGACGCGGUGGUGGCGGCGGGAGAGUGGCCCGAGGCGGCGGAGGGCGAAUUUUUGGGAUUUUUGUGUGUGUCUGCGCGUGCGUGCGAGCGAGAGAAGACCCGAGAAAGAUGGACGUUGGGGCUUUUGGAGCAGGCAAAGCUGGGAUGCCUUUUGAUCCCAUCAAGUUUGUGCAGAGGCCGCAGACCAUUGUUCGCUUUCUCUGUUGGUUGUUUGCGAUCAUCGUGUUUGGUUGCAUAUCCUCGCAAGCGUGGAACGAAAAAGAGGACGGCACGGACGUCUGCAUUAUUGGCGAUUCGAGAAAUGCUUGCAAUUACCCAGUUGGGAUCGGUGUCAUCGCAUUCCUGGCCUCGAUGGGUUUUCUUGUUGGGGACGCCAUGUUUGAGCAGUUCUCCAGUGUGAAGACGCGCAAGCAUUACGUGCUUCUCGAUCUCGGGUUCUCUGCAUUCUGGGCAUUCUUGUACUUCGUCGGGUUUUGCUACGUGGCUAGCAAAUGGAGCAGCAGUCCAUCCCCACCUGGAGGAUACGGCACGAGUAAUGUGAACGGAGCCAUUGCUUUCCAGUUGUUCUCCAUCUUCACUUGGGGGGCCUGUGCGUGGUUCGCGUACACUCGUUAUAAGCAAGGAUCAGAUUCCGCAUUUGCGCCAAAUUAUGAUGCCGAAGGUGUUGGUGGCGUUGGCGCUCCGUACUCGUAUCCUGGUGCAGCAGAUCCCAUGGGUGGUUAUCAGGAUCCUCCUUUCUCCGGCGGGGAUCCCAAAGAGAUCACCCCGAAGAUGAACGAGGAAUCUGAACUUCCUGAUGCGCACUCCGAGUCACCCACGACAUUGUCUCGUGGUUCCUCUCGAUCCAAGGAAUCGGAAUGCAAAUCUUCGUCAGGAGGCCUAUUGCCAUGGGAUCAAUUUUGCAAUUGGGUCCACUGUGUUUGUGUCGUGACUUUUGAUCUUGAAUUGGGCCAAGCCAUGGAGUUCAUGUACCCGGCUCACGUUACCUUGAAUGAAGAAGAAAAAAUGAACGUGUGUUACUUGGCUUUCCCGGACUCUAAUUCUGGACUCAUGGGUGACACCAUUUACCAUUUUCGAAUCCAGAAUUCGAAUGCAAAGCAGUUCAGCGGCCCCUUUCUGGAAACUUUCGACCGUAAUUGUCCCGCCCCGCUCCAGUGUUCGCCGUCUCAUCUCCACGGGUUUGUAUAUUUUCGGCAAGUGAAGGACAAAACGCUUCCACGGAAUUAUUUUCAAAAGUCGGUGGUUCUUCUAACGCGAUUGCCGUUUAUCGGUGUAUUCAACCGAGUCAUAGAGGUUCUCGCCCCGUGCUUCUUCGAUGAUGGCCAGGAAGUUCUGGAGAAGUUUUGUAGAGAAGUGGACAAGUGGCCAACCCCACUACCCGGGGACAUUCUGACUCUGCACUUCCUGGGGGUGGAUCUCCAAGUCCGCAUUCCGUCCCGAAACGACAAGAUGGGCAGUACAGUGGCUACAAGCGGAACUGCAACUCCCGUCAAGGAUGAUUCGGAGUCGAGCAAUAGUGAAGGGCUGCCUUCGCCCGCUCGUCCGUUGUUACGAUGUGAUCCCGGGCUGGUGAAUCUCCAAGAACUCGACGGCAGCCUUUUCAACGUUUUCAGCGCCGUUUUCACGCAUGUGCACCUCUUGUGGGAGCUGAUGAUCACUGCGGAGCCUGUGGUGGUCAUGGCGCCGACCCCUGCCACUGCCGCCGGUACAGUUCAAGGACUCCUCAGUCUCAUUUGGCCGUUGAAAUACUGCGCGGAUUACCGGCCCUACUUCACCAUUCACAAUUCAGAGUUCAAGGACCUGACAGCAAAGACGCAGUUGCCGCCACCAAUCGUGCUCGGUGUGACGAACCCGUUCUUCGCCAAGAGUCUGCAACACUGGCCGCAUAUCAUCCGGCUGGAUGAGAUCCUAGUUGGGUCUCCGUGCAGAAGCAGUGGCAAGCAGAAGCUGAAAAAAGCAACUGCGCUCAAGACACUCAACUCGAAGCCCGGUGUGUACACGCAAUACAAGCCUUUUCUUACCAAAGAUAAGACGAUCCUGAAGAAGCUAGUUCGCGGGUUGCAGACAAACCGACCUGUUCAAGUUCAGAGCGCCCUCUUGCGACGACACCUCAUUGAACUCACGCAAAGCUUUAUGAUCCCGUUGGAACGGUAUAUUGCCACUUUAAUGCCGUUGCAGAAGAGUAUUUGUCCCUUCAGAGCUCCUCCAUCACUGCGGCCCUUCAACCCCGACGAGUUCCUGGCGACGCUGGACUCGGCUGGCCCGCAACUGACGACGGGCGUGAAGGGUGACUGGGCCGCUCUUUACAAGCGGUUCUUCCGGUCACCCAACUUCAGCGGCUGGUUCAACGCCCGCUACAAGGAGGUGCACCAGAAGCUGCAGGUGCUGCACUGCACGGCCCUCGCCGAGGCGGACCUCGUGGCCUGGCUUAAGGGCAAGACCGAGGUGGAGAUCGUGGACAUGUACCUGCGUCUCCAGCUUGAGAUGAACAAGUGCCAGCGUCACAAGGACCCACUGCCGGUGCCCGCAGGCACGGCGGACAGUCUCAAGCAGCGCAUGGCGGACAUUUCCCAGGCUGUUUUGCCGGAUCUCCGUUCCGUGCUCAAGAUUUCGCCGUCAUCCCUUUCGUUUUCCUCCUCGUCGUGA